Messenger RNA from Populus nigra (black poplar), 2607 nucleotides. Its product is annotated as adagio protein 1-like. Gene Ontology annotation, biological process: response to blue light; circadian rhythm. NCBI's taxonomy places the organism in Eukaryota, Viridiplantae, Streptophyta, Magnoliopsida, Malpighiales, Salicaceae. The record is from RefSeq and is a predicted model, not a curated record. Gene Ontology annotation, molecular function: protein binding. The coding region runs from base 343 to 2184 and encodes 613 amino acids. Gene Ontology annotation, cellular component: cytosol; SCF ubiquitin ligase complex; nucleus. The transcript is spliced from 2 exons.
GGAGACUCUCAAGACACAUGUCAAAAACAAACCCGCGCACACACAUACACAAGAGAACAACGAAUAAACGAAAACAAAACGAAAAAGAAGCUUGUACUCUUUGGGGGUUAUAGCUGAAUUUCUUAAACACUAGCCACCACUCGUUGUCUCCCCAUCUUCUCCAUGCACCUACAUAACUAUAUACCUCUUCAACUCUUCAAUUUCUUUUGUAUUUUUCUCUAAUUUUUCUUUAAUCUUUUGCAAGCAUAGGGGUUUUUAUAUUUUAUUUUUGGGCUUUUCUUAUUUCAUGGGAUAAGAAUUUUAUUGUCGAAUAAAUUAUUGGGAUAGGUAAAAAGAAAAAAAAUGGAGUGGGAUAGCAAUUCGGAUCUGAGUGGAGAUGAAGAUGAGGAGGGAUUCAUGUUAAAUGAUGGAGGAAGAGGUCUUUUGCCUUUUCCUGUUGAGAAUUUGCUGCAAACUGCUCCUUGUGGAUUUGUUGUCACUGAUGCUCUUGAACCUGACCAUCCUCUUAUUUAUGUCAAUACUGUUUUCGAGAUGGCUACUGGCUAUCGAGCUGAGGAAGUUCUUGGCCGUAAUUGCUGUUUCUUGCAAUGUAGAGGACCAUUUGCUAAGCGAAGGCAUCCAUUGGUUGACUCCACAGUCGUUUCAGAAAUAAGAAGAUGCCUUGAUGAGGGCAUUGAAUUCCAAGGCGAGUUGUUAAACUUCAGAAAAGAUGGAUCUCCACUAAUGAAUAGGCUGCAACUUACUCCUAUAUAUGGAGAUGAUGACACAAUUACUCAUGUUAUUGGAAUCCAGUUCUUCACCGAAACUAAUAUUGAUCUAGGUCCUGUUCCUGGUUCUUUUGUAAAGGAGUCUGCAAAAUUGGCUGAUCGGUUUCGUUCUGGUCUCUCCACCUAUCGUCCAUUCCCUGCUGGGGACCGUAAUGUUUGUCGUGGCAUCUGUGGGAUACUGCAAUUGAGUGAUGAGGUACUGUAUCUCAAGGUACUUUCACGGUUGACUCCAAGAGAUAUCGCAUCAAUCGGUUCUGUCUGCAGACGACUCUAUGCGCUGACGAAGAAUGAGGAUCUCUGGAGAAUGGUCUGUCAGAAUGCUUGGGGUAGUGAAACAACUAGUGUUCUAGAGACUGUACCUGGUGCAAAGAGACUUGGCUGGGGUCGGCUUGCAAGGGAAUUGACAACUCUUGAAGCAGCUGCAUGGAGAAAGCUAACUGUUGGAGGUGGUGUUGAACCCUCAAGGUGCAAUUUCAGUGCUUGUGCAGUUGGUAAUCGAGUUGUCCUUUUUGGUGGGGAGGGUGUUGACAUGCAGCCAAUGAAUGAUACGUUUGUCCUGGAUCUGAACUCCAGUAGCCCAGAGUGGCAACAUGUCCAAGUGAGCUCCCCUCCUCCUGGUCGGUGGGGACAUACACUUUCUUGUGUUAACGGGUCUCAUUUGGUGGUCUUUGGAGGCUGUGGAAGACAAGGUCUAUUGAAUGAUGUCUUUGUUUUGGAUUUGGACGCCAAGCCUCCAACUUGGCGUGAGAUUUCUGGAUUGGCCCCUCCACUUCCACGAUCAUGGCACAGCUCUUGCACCCUUGAUGGCACUAAGUUGAUUGUCUCUGGUGGGUGUGCAGAUUCUGGAGUACUUCUUAGCGACACAUUUCUGCUUGAUCUGUCAAUGGAGAAACCUAUCUGGAGGGAGAUACCAGUAGCAUGGACCCCACCUUCUCGGCUUGGUCACACUCUCUCAGUUUAUGGUGGAAGAAAAAUAUUGAUGUUUGGGGGUUUGGCUAAGAGUGGUCCCCUUCGUUUCCGCUCCAGCGAUGUGUUUAGCAUGGAUCUAAGUGAGGAGGAACCUUGUUGGAGAUGUGUAACAGGGAGUGGAAUGCCUGGUGCUGGAAAUCCAGGGGGAAUAGCUCCUCCACCCAGGCUUGAUCAUGUAGCUGUGAGCCUCCCGGGCGGUAGAAUCCUGAUCUUUGGUGGCUCUGUUGCUGGUCUUCACUCCGCCUCACAACUUUAUCUCCUCGACCCAACUGAUGAGAAACCUACAUGGAGGAUUCUAAAUGUACCCGGGCGACCUCCUAGAUUUGCAUGGGGACACAGUACCUGUGUUGUCGGAGGGACAAGGGCUAUAGUCCUUGGUGGCCAAACUGGGGAGGAGUGGAUGCUGAGUGAGCUCCAUGAACUGUCCUUGGCAAGUUCAGUUAUCUGAUUUUUACAAGGUAUAUAGAUAUAUAUAUUGGGAAGCUGUGGCAAAGGAAUCCCUAUAAGCCCUCAACCUCAACAUUUGAGAUCAUAUAACUAUUGUCGAAUAUUGCUCUAGUCAGGACUCUUCUGUAUUAAGUGGUGUCCAUUAAUGCAUUUUCUUGUAUCCAGUUGUUCUGACUCGGCAUGAACUUGACAUAAGGUGACAUGAAACUGUGUUUUCUUUGUGAGGUUUGUAUGAGAUUCUACCUUUCACCACGCACAUGGGACAUUCUUCAUCGUUAGGUUAGUGGCUCUGGAUAGUCUGGUAGGUAUUAUUAAUAUUUGUAGAUUUAAUUUCUUGUUAUGCCCAUGCUUUGCAUUCAGUUCUGUAAUCUUAAACAAACAGAAGUUGAGAAGAAAAAAGAAAAAAAAAGGUGCAUGUUUAUAA